This is a messenger RNA of Pteropus alecto (black flying fox), 688 nucleotides long. It is a transcript of the gene KLRB1, whose product is annotated as killer cell lectin like receptor B1. The record is from RefSeq and is a predicted model, not a curated record. Bases 14 to 688 code for a protein of 224 amino acids. The transcript is spliced from 6 exons. Lineage: Eukaryota; Metazoa; Chordata; Mammalia; Chiroptera; Pteropodidae.
UCUCCUGUUUACAAUGGACAGAGAAGUGACAUAUGCUGAUUUAAAAUUAACUGGGAAUACUGGCCUUGAAACUUCAUCACCCCCAUCUCUUCCUCAGGAUGUCUGUCAAAGGCCAACUUGGCGUCAAUUUGCUCUGAAACUUGCUUGUACUGGGAUUAUUCUUCUUGCCUUGGCUAUAAUCGGGUUGAGUGUUUCAGUGACAUUCUUAAAACAAAAAUCAUCAACAGAAAAGAGCAAUGUGGAUGUUCAAGAGGAAAGAAAUGAAACAACAGAGAGACCAAGUUUGUUAAAGUGCCCAAUGCAUUGGCACCUUUUCCAAGAAAAAUGCUUGUUUUUUUCUAAUAAUCACAAACCUUGGAAUGACAGUCUAGCUCACUGUUCCACACAAGAAUCCAGUUUGCUGCUUAUUCAAAAUCAAGAAGAACUGGUAUUCAUCAGUAACCUGACAGAUAAGAGCCUUAUAUUUUGGAUUGGAUUAAACUUUACGUUACCAGAGAAGAAAUGGAAGUGGAUAAAUGGUUCUUUUCUAAAUUCUAAUAUAUUAGAAAUUGUUGGUGAUAAUAAAGAAAACAGCUGCGCUUAUCUCUCCUCGACAAAAGUUAUUUCUGAAUACUGUGAUGGAGAAAAUCGUUGGAUAUGCCAAAAAGAACUAAAAUCCAUUAGAAAUAAAGGAUAUCCUGACUCUUGA